This is a messenger RNA of Myripristis murdjan (pinecone soldierfish), 1667 nucleotides long. It is a transcript of the gene dipk1ab, whose product is annotated as divergent protein kinase domain 1Ab. Lineage: Eukaryota; Metazoa; Chordata; Actinopteri; Holocentriformes; Holocentridae. The record is from RefSeq and is a predicted model, not a curated record. The coding region runs from base 74 to 1363 and encodes 429 amino acids. The transcript has 5 exons.
CAAUUUCACGACAUUGAAUGCUGAAUUUGCUCCCUUCUUGUGGCCGUGGAGCUGAGAUGUUCUGUAAUCUGCCAUGGCAAGAGGCUUCAUGUUUCCAUGGGGCUGCUUCAGGAAGCCCGUCUACAUCCAGGCCAGAUUCUCCUACCUACAUAUGAAGUACCUGUUCUUUUCCUGGCUGGCAGUGUUUGUGGGUAGCUGGAUAGUGUAUGUGGAGUACUCAUCCUACACAGAACUGUGCCGUGGGCAUGACUGCAAAAAUUCAAUAUGUGACAAGUACAGGAAAGGAGUAAUUGAUGGCUCGGCCUGCAGCAGCCUGUGUGAGAAAGGCACACUUUACCUGGGCAAGUGUUUCUCUUCCAAGCCAAACAGCCAGGUGUACUCUGGGAGCUGGGGAGACCUGGAGGGGGUCAUUAAGUGUCAGAUGGAGGAGGUUCCUAAUUAUGACUUGGGAGCUGAGAUGGAACCCAAGAAGGAGGCUGUGGCCUUCAACAAGCCCACUAAGGGCACCUCUGUGGAGAAGUUCAAAGAGAUGAUCCUUGGCCACCUGAAGGCCAAAGUGGGAGAUCAGGCCAACCUCCCAGACCUGGCAACAGUGGUACUGUCUAUUGCAGAUGCCAACAAGGAUGGACAUAUCUCCCUCCCUGAGGCUCGCUCCAUGUGGGCACUACUGCAGCUCAAUGAGUUCCUGCUGGCUCUGGUGCUGCAGGACAGAGAGCACACACCCAAGCUCCUGGGCUUCUGUGGAGACCUGUAUGUGGUGGAGAAAGUGCCAUAUUCACCCCUGUAUGGGAUCAGCCUGCCCUGGGUGAUCGAGUUGUGGAUCCCUGCGGGUCUGCGCCGCAGCAUGGACCAGUGGUUCACCCCUUCCUGGCCACGCAAGGCCAAGAUCUCCAUUGCACUGCUGGAACUGGUGGAAGACAUUUUCCAUGGCACCUUUGGCAGCUUCCUCAUGUGUGAUGUCAGUGCCACCAAUUUUGGCUACAACGACCGCCAUGACCUAAAGGUGCUGGACGCACGGUACAUUGUCCCUGAGGCCAGCUUCCAAGAAGGUAUGAGGGAGCGGCGCUGCGAUGUGGACGAGGACUGUCUCUAUGGGGUUGACUGCCACACCUCCUGUGACCUCACCAAACAUCGCUGCACGCCUGAGGUCACCAGGCCCAACUUAGCCAAAGCUUGCAGUGCACUGAAGGACUACAUUCUCCGAGGUGCACCGUCUGACAUGAGCGAGGAGCUGGAGAAACAGCUGUAUGCCUGCAUUGCACUGAAGGGCUCUGCAGAACAGAUGGAAAUUGAGCACUCGCUUAUUCUGAACAAUCUAAAAACUUUGCUAUGGAAGAAGAUAUCGCAUACAAAAGACUCCUAAUGAAUGACAAAGAAACAAUGUGCAGACUGAUUCGUCUCCACUUUAAGCAAAAUAAUGGACAAUCAUUUUUCCUGUGAGGAGAAGGGGUAAUAAUGCAAAAAUAUUUUCCCCUUGUACUUAACUUUAGAGGCAUAUUAUUUUCAAUUUUAUCUUACAGCACUUAAUUUUGCAGCUGUUGACACCAGUUUCAUACUGACCAUGAAAUAAUCACACAGCAGUGAAUAAUGUCUUAUUUUCAAUGUAUUAGGGGAAAAAAGACAAGUGAUAUUUCUUGUAUUAUAAGAAAUUAAUAAAUCAGAUUCCA